UUUCCGGUUCGACAGCUGAAUUUCUUCUUAGGUUUUUCUUUUUUUCGGUGGGAAGUUGGGAAUCUUAGUAGCUGAAAAUGGUGUGGAUGUUAUAGAACUAUUUUUAGGUGUUAAAAUUGCAAAAAUUAAUGUGGUGAUGUAGAGGGGUUGAUGUGGAUGACAUAGGUGAUUUGGGAUUGUUUUUUGCUUGGUUUUUGAUAGAUGGAGCUGCAUAAACAAUUCCCAUAAACAGUGCCGUACUGUACAGGGCCGGCCAUGACUUGAUCUCUCCAUGUUUGCUUAUUAAACUCCACUUUACUCUGGAGAUCGAAGAAGGUUCUCAUAACAGUGAACAGCUGCUUGAUGACGACGACAAUGAACUUGGUAUUGAAAGUAAUGAUCUUGAUAUUGUAGAAAAUGACCUUGAGAUUGAAGAGAAUGACCUUGAUAUUGAUGGAAACGGCCUUGAGAUUGAAAGCAAUGACCUUGAGAAUGACUGUGAUGGAUUGCUUGAUAUUGACGGCGAUGACCAUGGAGAUAAUGGAGAUGAUAUAGUUGUGGUUGAUCAUGAAAAUGGUGUAACUGAAGGACAGGGCUAUCUGCCACCAGUUGCAGGAAUGGAAUUUGAAUCCUAUGAAGAUGCUUACAAUUAUUAUAAUUGCUAUGCUAAGGAACUAGGGUUUGCUAUCAGGGUGAAAUCUUCAUGGACAAAGCGAAAUAGCAAAGAGAAACGUGGUGCAGUUCUCUGCUGCAACUGUGAAGGCUUUAAAACAAUUAAAGAAGCAAACAGUCGUAGGAAGGAAACAAGAACUGGGUGCCUUGCAAUGAUAAGGUUGAGGUUAGUGGAAUCUAAUAGGUGGAGGGUGGAUGAAGUCAAGCUUGAACACAAUCACUCAUUUGACCCAGAAAGGGCACAAAAUUCUAAGUCACAGAAGAAGAUGGAUGCUGGGACUAAAAGAAAGGCUGAGCCCGCUGUCGAUGUUGAAGUAAGAACCAUCAAGUUAUACCGAACACUUGCUGCUGAUCCAAUUAGUUAUGGAAGCUCAAUUUCUAAUGAGGGAGAGAUCAGUAAAAAUAUAGAUCAAUUAAGGCGCUUGAAACUUAAGAAAGGAGAUGCUGAGAUUAUAUAUAAUUAUUUCUCCCGGGUUCAGCUUACUAACCCAAACUAUCUCUACUUGAUGGAUCUCAGUGAUGAAGGAUGUUUGAGAAAUGUGUUCUGGAUUGAUUCUCGAUCAAGGGCUGCAUAUGCUCACUUUGGUGAUGUGGUGGCAUUUGAUACAACAUGCUUGUCAAAGAGAUAUGAGAUUCCACUUGUAGCAUUUGUUGGAGUGAAUCACCAUGGACAAUCGAUUCUCUUGGGCUGUGGUUUGCUUGCGGAUGAGACAUUUGAAACCUAUAUUUGGUUAUUUAGAGCAUGGCUUACAUGUAUGCUAGGUCGCCCUCCGCGGACAAUCAUCACGUAUCAAUGUGAAGCCAUGCAAAGUGCAAUAGCAGAGGUUUUUCCCAGGGCUCAUCAUCAUCUGUGUUUGUCACAUGUUAUGCAAAGCAUUCUUGAGAAUGUCAUAGGGUUGCAAGAUUCUGAGACAUUUCAAAUGGCACUGAGUAAGAUAGUUUAUGGCUCUCUAAAGGUGGAUGAAUUUGAAAUGGCUUGGGAAGAUAUGAUAUUGUGUUUUGGACUUUCAAAUUAUGAGCUUCUCCGAACUUUGUAUGAAGAUCGAGAACGAUGGGUUCCAGUUUACCUUAGAGAUUCAUUUUUUGCUGGGUUGUUCCCUUUCCAACAAGGCAAGUCCUCCAUGACCCCAUUUUUUAAUGGUUAUGUUCAUCAACAUACUUCACUGAAAGAAUUCUUUGACAUGUAUGAUUUAGUUCUACAGAAGAAGUAUCAACAGGAAGUACUUGCAGACAUAGAGUCUAGAGAUUCAAGCUCCUUGUUAAAAACAAAGUGCUUGUAUGAGUUGCAGCUUUCUAAGAUAUACACAAAUGACAUAUUCCAGAAGUUUCAGGAAGAGGUUUCAAAGAUGUCUUCUUGUUUUGGCAUUGCACAAGUUCAUACUAAUGGAGCGAGCAUUACAUUCACAAUUAAGGAAUGUGAAGGAGAAGGGAAUCUGAGGGAUGUCAGGAACUUUGAGGUUCAGUACGAUAAAACUGGGCCAGAAGUUCGUUGCAUUUGCGGUGGUUACAACUUCACUGGAUAUCUGUGCCGGCAUGCUUUAUGUAUUCUUAAUUACAAUGGUGUGGAGGAAGUUCCGUAUCAGUAUAUCUUACCAAGAUGGAGAAAGGAUUUUAAGAGACUGUAUGUUGCAGACCCUGGAUACAACAAUGUUGAUAUCACUAACCCAGUUCAGUGGUUUGAUCAUUUGUACAGAAGAGCAAUGCAGGUAGUUGAAGAAGGGAUGAAAUCGCAAGAUCAUUAUACCGUUGCUUGGCAAGCAUUUAAGGAGUCUUUGAAUAAGUAUAGGAGAUAAAUACUACAAAGUGAUGCACAUAAUCCCAGUUAGCAAAAGGAUGGACUUUAAAUGGACAAGAUGUUUUUGUAUGGCCUGAGAAGAUUGAGCUGAAAGAUGGUGCUUGUGGGUGUUGAAAGAGAAAUGGACAGGUUCCUAUUCUAGCCCCAUAAAUGACAUUUGAUUUGUUGCAAACUAAAAAGCCAGAAGGUGAACCUUGUGCAUCUGUCCUUCCUGUACGUGCGAAGACUAAUCAGAGGGAGCCUACCCUUGGUGUUAGAAGAGAAUGGCAAGCAAUUUUGGUAUGUGGACGGUCUUACUUGAACAUAAUCUAUUCUAUAGGCUUUGUAUCUAUGUAUUCUUGAGUUCUAAGGAGAUAGAAUUUUAAGUGUAGUGGAUGAAUCAUGACUGUGAUCAGAGUGUGAUUAAUG
Molecule: messenger RNA, 2854 nt
Organism: Carica papaya (papaya)
Lineage: Eukaryota; Viridiplantae; Streptophyta; Magnoliopsida; Brassicales; Caricaceae
Source: RefSeq, a predicted model, not a curated record